Molecule: messenger RNA, 1122 nt
Organism: Phlebotomus papatasi
Lineage: Eukaryota; Metazoa; Arthropoda; Insecta; Diptera; Psychodidae
Product: retinol dehydrogenase 12-like
Exons: 4
Coding region: 56-1096 (346 amino acids)
Source: RefSeq, a predicted model, not a curated record
UUCGCUGGCUUUAUGAGGUAAAUCAUUCAUCAUUGGGACGUUGCAUCAGUAGGAUAUGGAGUUAUCAGACUUUUUUCAAUAUAUCAAUCUCCUGAGGGAGAGUAUUUCACUAAAAAUCUGUAUUCUGGGAUCGAUGAUUGCAGUGGUGAUCGUUGUGAUACUGUUAUUCAGAAAUUUCGUUAUGGGUGGACAAUUCCGGAAAGACUACAUAACAAUGGAUGAAAAAGUGGUUGUAAUUACUGGAGCUAAUUCAGGAAUUGGGAAGGAAACCGCCCUGGAUCUGGCCAGAAGGAAUGCCAAGAUUUAUCUGGCAUGUCGUGACUACGAUCGCUGUGAAUUAGCUCGUAAGGAAAUCAUCCAAGCCACAGGGAAUACAAAAAUCUACAAUAGACACCUUGAUCUCAAUACUCUGGAUUCAGUCCGGGAAUUUGUUGAAGAAUUUUCCACAGACGAGAAGCAUCUGGACGUACUGAUCAACAAUGCUGGUGUUCUCUAUAUUCCGCACUCGAUUACUAAAGACGGUUGUGAAACUACCCUCCAGGUUAAUCACAUCAGUCACUUCCUCUUGUCUCAUCUUCUUCUUGGACAUCUCAAGAGAGCUCCUCAAGGAAGAAUAAUUAACAUAUCUAGUAUUGCUUACAUAUUAUCAAGAAUUGAUAAGGAUGAUCUACAUCUAAACAAAUCAUUCGGAAUGAUGAGGGCCUAUGCAAAUUCUAAGCUAGCUCAGAUUCUCACAACCCAGAGGCUUGCCCAGGAAUUAAAAGGAACAAAUGUUACUGUCAACGUAGUCCAUCCAGGUAUUAUUUCUACAGACAUCUGGCGAAAUGUACCAUUUAUUCCAUGGCCUUUCAGCUGGAUUAUAAGUUUUGCAAUCAAUUUAUUAAUUUACAAAUCCGUAACUUCUGGAGCCCAAACACAAAUCCGCUGUGCUGUUGAUCCCAAAUUAGCAACAGUUUCUGGGAAAUUCUUUUCCGCUUGUAAGGAAGUCCAUCCGAUAUUCAUAUUCCCACAGGCGAAGAAUAAAAAUACUAGAGAAUUUAUCUGGAGGGAGAGUCUUCGACUGGCUAAAAUUCCAAUUGACUUCUCUUACAAAUAGACAAUUUAAUUAAACCUAAAGAAAUA